AUGGCUCUUCUUCUUUUCGCAAAGAGGAGUCACAUCCUAUCUCAUUUCACUCCUCGUCUAGCCGCGGCCGUUAGCCUGAUUGCGCUCUCCAGUCUCAACUAUGGCUUCGAUAACCAGGGAAUUGCUACCAGCCAGGCCAUGGCUACCUACAAGCAUCAAUUCGGAACUUAUAACCCCAAAACGGGUUCUUAUGCCAUUCCGACUUACUGGACGUCUUUGUUGAAUAGCUUGAACUUUAUUGGAUUUGCUUUCGGAUUAUAUAUAGGCAGUAUUAUCAGCGCGCGGUACGGCCGUCGUAUGUCCAUGUUUUGCAUGUGCGUGUGGGCGACUAUGUCGGCAACGGUGUUGGUAACGUCGCGCCAAAUCGAGCAAGUCCUGGCAGGCCGUAUACUCAAUUAUACCUACAUCGGCAUGGAACUUUCCACCUGUCCACCGUUCCAGGCGGAGAUCGUACCUGCACCUAUACGAGGAUUUGCCGUGGGAACAUAUCAGACGAGUCUCCUACUUGGCGGAAUCAUCAUCAAUAGUGUUUGUCGCGGUACUUCUGGGCUGACGACUAACGCCGCUUGGAGAAUACCACAGACUUUGUUUUAUAUUAUUCCCACCGUGGUUGGAAUCGGUGUUUGGUUGAUUCCAGAGUCUCCUCGGUGGCUGCUUUUGCAAGGUCGUGAGAGGGAUGCCCUCGAAUCGUUACGCUUGCUUCGAACUACUGCAAGCCGGGAUGAUGAUUAUGAUUGUGAACAUGAACUCUAUCUGUUGAAAAAGUCCUUGCUAGAGGAGCAGAAUCAGGGAACGUAUAGGGAUCUCUUUCGCGGUAGCAAUCUGAGACGAACAUUCAUCGCUAUGGGGAUGAACUUUUUCAUUCAAGCCACUGGCUCACCGUUUACUGCUGCUUACGGCACCCUGUUUGUCCAGUCACUCAACUCGAUGAACGCAUUCGACUAUUCGAUCAUGAGUUCCUGCAUCAACACCUUCUGUUGUCUCGUUUCUACCAUGAUAACCGACAAGGUAGGCCGAAGACCUAUCCUGCUGAUAGGCUCGGCGCUACAAAUAACAUGGCUGUUCUCCAUGGCCGGCAUCGGUCUUAGCGAUAAUCCCACAUCUAGUGGGAAACACGCCAUUAUAGCCUUGACGGCACUCUCUUCAGCGAGUUUGUGCUUUAGCUGGGAUCCACUGAACUAUAUCAUUACAACCGAGUUACCAGCAUCCAGGCUACGAGAUAAGACGCAACGAGUUGCAUCAUCUGUCAAUAUCGCCACAAACUUUGCAUUCUCUUUCAGUACGCCUUAUCUUCUUGACGCGCCGUAUGCAAACCUCGGAUCAAAGGUUGGGUUUAUUUUCGGUAGUCUGGCUAUUGCUUCCUUUAUCUUUGCAUAUUUCUGUGUUCCAGAGAUGAAGGGACGUACGCUUGAAGAGAUUGAUGGGAUGUUUCAAAACGGAGUCCCUGUCUGGAAGUUUGGAAAGUAUCGGGGUUCGUUUGAGAUGGGGGCAUCGGAAAUGGCCGUCACUGUUGAAGAGGAAGAUGCUGUUUAUCAAGAGAUGCAUGUGGGCAAAUGAUAAUGGAUGGUGCAUUCAUACGAAGAAUUUGCUGGAGUUCCCCUGAGCUGGACAACUCGAUUAGGGUUGGGCGUUAUGGAACUUGGUACUCUAAUUGGCUCAAUCUGCUUAGUAAGAAUAUUCCUCGCAGCCAGCUCUUUCUAAGCUUCAUUUAUACACAAACAUUGUACAACACAUAUGAUAGAGUAUUUCCAUACUGAGGACAAAAGCCA
Molecule: messenger RNA, 1769 nt
Organism: Talaromyces stipitatus ATCC 10500
Lineage: Eukaryota; Fungi; Ascomycota; Eurotiomycetes; Eurotiales; Trichocomaceae
Product: sugar transporter, putative
Exons: 2
Coding region: 1-1557 (518 amino acids)
Biological process (GO): carbohydrate transport; transmembrane transport
Cellular component (GO): membrane
Molecular function (GO): carbohydrate:proton symporter activity
Source: RefSeq, a predicted model, not a curated record